AUGGUUCUGAAAAUUGCAGCUUGUUCUGCUUCUUCUGCAGCAACCACUGUUUCCAGAACAGCUAUCCCAGGAGGUAAGCUUUCAUCUUUAUUCAUCGACCCACUUCAACAAACUACAUCAAACUCCAAUCCCACUACACCUUUCUCAGUUCUCAAUCCUCCAAAUCAAUCCCCACUUGGAAAAUUCCUCAAAACCACCUGUAAAUCAGGCAAUUUUAAUCUAAAUGAUGCGUUAAAUCAUUUUGAUCACAUGCUUCACAUGCAACCCACUCCUCCAAUUUCAUCAUUCAAUGUAUUAUUAGGUGCUGUGGGUAAAGUCAAGCAUUAUAAUCAAGUAAUAUCUCUGUAUGAUAGCAUGAUUAGAGCCAACAUACCGCCUGAUUAUAUUACAUUAAACAUAUUGCUUAAUUGUUACUGUAGUUUGAAACGGGUUGGCUAUGGUUUUUCGUUGUUGGGUGGAAUUUUUAAGAGGGGUUAUACUCCAAAUACGGUAACUUACACAUCACUGGUUAAGGGGCUGUUUAUGGAGGACAAGAUUGGUGAGGCGGUCUGGUUGUUCAUGAAAAUGAUUAAAUUGGGUUGUCGAAUUCAUGUCAUAACUUAUGGGACUUUGAUUAAUGGGUUAUGUAGGACGGGCAACAUGCAAAUUGCUCUUCGGUUGCAUGGUGAAAUGGUGAAUGGGAUUACUGAUUUUGGGGUUGAAUGUAAACCUAAUUUAAUUUGUUAUAAUUCAAUAAUUGACGGUCUUUGUAAAGAGGGAUCAAUAGACAGGGCUAAAGAGCUUUUUUUGGAGAUGAAAGGUAGAAGAAUCUCACCAGAUAUCAUUGCUUAUACUUGUUUAAUUCAUGGUUUCUGCAUUUCUGGUAAGUGGGCGGAUGCCAAAUGUUUCUUUGAUGAAAUGAUAGAUCAAGGGAUUUGUCCUAAUGUGGUAACGUUUAAUGUCUGGAUAAAUGCACUUUGCAAGGGAGGAAAUCUCAAAGAAGCAAGUGAAUUGCUAGAAUUGAUGGUUCAGAGAGGUGAAAAGCCCGAUGCUUUUACCUAUAACACAUUGAUGGAUGGCUUUUGUUUGAUGGGUAGGAUUGAUGAUGCUAGAGAUUUGUUUAUUUCGAUGGAGACCAAGGGGCAUAAGCGUGAUGUAAUAAGCUAUAAUGUUUUGAUCAAUGGGUAUUGCAAGAGAGGGAUGAUAGAUGGAGCUAUGAGGCUUUAUAGAGAAAUGGUUCACAAGGGAGUUAGGCCGACAGUUAUCACGUAUAACACCUUAUUAUCUUAUCUUUUUCAGGAAGGUAAGGUUGAGGACGCACGGGUACUUUCUAAUGAGAUGCAGGUUCAUAACCUGACACCAAAUUCAGCUACUUAUAACAUUUUAUUGGAUGGAUUUUGCAAAAAUAAUUGCCUUGAGGAGGCCAUGGAAUUGUUUAAGGCUCUCCAAAAAAGGGGGUUUCAACUGAGUAUUGAGAGCUUUAACUGUGUUAUUAAUGGGCUGUGUAAAGCGGGAAAACUUGAAAUUGCUUGGGGCUUAUUUGACAUAUUGUCUCAAAAAGGCCUGGUGCCAACUGUUGUAACAUAUACCAUCAUGAUCCAUGGGUUUUGUAAAGAAGGACAGUUAGAAAAGGCAUAUGAUUUGUUUUUGGCAAUGAAAGAGAAGGGUUGUUCUCCGAAUGUAGUAACAUUUAACAUGCUUAUCAGGGGUUUCAGCCAUAAUAAUGAGGCACCAAAAGUGGUCGAACUUCUUCAAAAAAUGGUAGAGGCAAAUGUUUCACCUGAUGCAUCCACAGUCUCUGUGUUAGUAGGCUUUCUAUCAAAGGAUAAAAACUAUAGUGAAUAUCUGAAUUUGAUUCCGACAUUUCCUGCCCAGGGCUAA
Molecule: messenger RNA, 1860 nt
Organism: Ilex paraguariensis (yerba mate)
Lineage: Eukaryota; Viridiplantae; Streptophyta; Magnoliopsida; Aquifoliales; Aquifoliaceae
Source: the annotation of a GenBank genome assembly